AUGUUGCCGCUGGAUAAUCCAAUCAUCGGAUGCCCGCUAAGCGUGUCAGCACGUUUUGAGGACACCGCUGCAAUGGCGGCGGUGCUCAACAAGCGCACAGACCACCGAAACCUGUUCACGCAAAGAGUGUGCUGCCGGCGGCAGAGUCACUUUGUCUACAUCGGUCAAGACAUCUCAGGCAGUCCAAUCAGCGUAGACGUGGGCAUGUGUAGGCCUAACUGCGAACGGGCAGCAGCCAGGCUGCCCCACGAGGCCGGAGCGCAGGACCUUACGCAACACGCAUCCAUGCUGGAGUUUCUCAGGAGCAAAAAAGUGAGGAUGCGUGCACCCGUCGCCCCGGAAGUGGGAAAGCUCCAGAGGCCGCCACUGUCCUCAUGUGAUACGAACCACGCGUGCGAGCCGACGGGCAUGCGAGUGGACCGGGUGCUCUUGUUCGAGGGCCCUCGCGAGGUGGAGGUGAUACAGGAGUGCCACUGCGAGAUCCAACCGGGUCAGUGCAUGCGCGUGCCCUCGCUGAGGACCUUCUAUGCAGAGACACCCUACGAGAGCGUAGUGGACGUAGGCGGGUGUUCCAGGUCCAAGGGCGCCCCAGAGGGAUUCUCCUGCGUAUCCACUAAAUUCGACUCGGCCUUGGUGGAGACCCCCAACAAAGUGGAAGUGAUCCAGACGGUGGCGGCCUGCGAGCUGAAGGAGAGCUGCUACCGAGUCCCUUAUGUGGAAUAUUACUACGAAAUUGUCCAUCACAGCGACGGCGUCAAGGAGGAAAGACUCAGGGAAGUGGACGUGGGCAGAUGUUUAGGAGGCUGCACCGCAGGAAACCGAUGCCUUCUCAGGAGUCCGUCGGACCCCGAAAUCUGCCACUUGUGGGCCGAGAAACAAUCCAAUUUAUGUGUGCCUCAAGGAUACGAGAGACACAGCUUCUUGAACCAACACGGCAAGAUUAGUACCGUCCUGUCCAUUACUUCCUGCCACUGCCCAAACUGAACGCUCACAAAGAAACAGCGCUCCCUACUGGAUGGAAGCGCACAUGACAUGGUUGCCAAGUCACCCCAUUAACUGAACUCCACAAAAGAAAGCGAGCCACAGGCCAGAGAUGAACCCGCGACCUCUAACUGUGAGGCAAAGCCCACCGUGCCACUCCUUAAAGUAU
Syngnathus typhle (broad-nosed pipefish) is the source of this 1150-nucleotide messenger RNA. RefSeq names its product pinhead (gene pnhd). The record is from RefSeq and is a predicted model, not a curated record. NCBI's taxonomy places the organism in Eukaryota, Metazoa, Chordata, Actinopteri, Syngnathiformes, Syngnathidae. Bases 1 to 984 code for a protein of 327 amino acids. The transcript is spliced from 7 exons.